AGAUGCCUUCUUGAGGCUGUUUGUGGCCACCCACAGAUACUUGUAAGGAGGAGAGGCGUCAGCCUGGAAGAGGCACUCUGAAAUGAGGGAUUAGAAGCCGGAAUCCAAGGAGUAAGAGCUGCAGCCAGAAGACGACGAGCGAACAGGGCCCUGAAGAUACUCCUACUGAGAGGUCUGCCAUGGCCUCUCUCGGUCUCCAACUCGUGGGCUACAUCCUGGGUCUUCUGGGACUGUUGGGCACCCUGGUUGCCAUGCUGCUCCCCAGCUGGCGAACAAGUUCUUACGUCGGUGCCAGCAUUGUGACUGCAGUUGGCUUCUCCAAGGGUCUCUGGAUGGAAUGUGCCACUCACAGCACAGGCAUCACCCAGUGUGACAUCUACAGCACUCUUCUAGGCCUGCCCUCUGACAUCCAGGCUGCCCAAGCCAUGAUGGUAACCUCGAGUGCAGUCUCCUCGUUGGCUUGCAUUAUCUCUGUGGUGGGCAUGAGAUGCACAGUGUUCUGCCGGGACUCCCAAGCCAAAGACAGAGUGGCGGUAGUGGGCGGAGUCUUCUUCAUCCUUGGAGGUCUUCUGGGCUUUAUCCCUGUCGCCUGGAAUCUUCAUGGGAUCCUUCGGGACUUCUAUUCCCCACUGGUGCCUGACAGCAUGAAAUUUGAGAUUGGAGAGGCACUCUACUUGGGCAUUAUUUCCUCCCUGUUCUCCUUGGUAGCCGGAAUCAUCCUCUGCUUUUCCUGCCCAUUCCAAGGCAACCGUCCCAACUACUAUGAUGCCUACCAGGCUCAGCCCCUUGCCACCAGGAGCUCUCCAAGGCCUGGUCAACCACCCAAAAUCAAGAGUGAAUUCAACUCCUACAGCCUGACUGGGUAUGUGUGA
Chrysochloris asiatica (Cape golden mole) is the source of this 872-nucleotide messenger RNA. RefSeq names its product claudin 2 (gene CLDN2). The transcript has a single exon. Bases 180 to 872 code for a protein of 230 amino acids. NCBI's taxonomy places the organism in Eukaryota, Metazoa, Chordata, Mammalia, Afrosoricida, Chrysochloridae. The record is from RefSeq and is a predicted model, not a curated record. Gene Ontology annotation, cellular component: plasma membrane; bicellular tight junction. Gene Ontology annotation, biological process: calcium-independent cell-cell adhesion; bicellular tight junction assembly. Gene Ontology annotation, molecular function: structural molecule activity.